AUGUGGGUAGUUAACACGACACUUUUUCUGCUAUUCUCUGCCCACCUCACAAAUGGGCUUCGGUUGAAUGGACGGGAAAAUCGAGCCACCCGAAUGUCGGUGGUGGAUUUCUGGAGAAAUGAAACUGAAGGCGAUGGAUUGAAUGUGAAGGUGGCUCAUGCAAUCAAUUCAUGGCCUGACCUCGUCGAUCAAUUACACGAGCCAUUUUUGAACAAAUCGCUGAUGAUUGAAGGAGAUGUCUUUUUACAAGCUCAUCGAAGACCAAGACAUCGAACCAUUCCCGUUAUGCAAUCAAGGAAUUCAAGAAUGGCCGAUCGAAUCACUUUUCGUGAUUGGCUUCGUGAGGUGGCAAACCUCAAAAAAGCCAUCAAAAUCAACUUCCGAACGACAGAAGUUGUUCGCCCUGUACUGCAAUAUCUCUAUGCUUCACAGGCAGAUCCAGAUAGUCCAAUUCUUGAUCGACCAGUCAUUCUUCAUGCAAAUGUUUUCCGAGCGCCGAGAUCUGUUGAGCCAGAAGUAGACCCAGGAGUGUUUGUCGAGAGAACUCAAUCUCUUUUCCCCGAUGCCACAAUUUCUCUUGGAUGGACUCGUCAACAGAAUUUAUCUCAAUUAAACGAGAAAUAUAAAAAACUCACUUGGCAUACUCUAUUUAUGAUCCUUGAACACAUCGCUAAAUUGGAUCAACCAGUUAUGCUUUCUGUUCGACUUUCUGUGGCUCAAUAUUCAACCGAACAACUUUUAUGGCUUUUGGGAAUGGAUAAAAGUGUCUCAUUGUUGAUUUGGAGUGACGAUGAAGAUAAUAUUACAAACUGGGAGGGCUUAGUGGAAUUAAGAAAAGAGGCGACAAGAAAUCGAAUUCUAUACGAUUUGUUGCCUCAACAUCGAGAUAAAUUCAAGAACCUUUCACCACAACCAAUUGAGAGCCACGCAGCUUUCGAUCUCUCGGCUUGGAGAUCUGUCGAGUUUCCCUCGACUUCUUCAUCACUUUCGGCUGUUGUGCGAAGUGAAAAGGGCCCGGCUUUCAUCGGUCAACCAGUCUCUUUAUUGAUUUCCCAAAAAGCCCCACCGACUUUCCCGGAUGAGCAAUUUGUUGAAGGAAAGGUUCAUUUCUUGCCGAAAUCCUACUCGCGCCGGCUGGAAGUCGAGGAGAAUUCGGGUGUAUCGAUUCAUUUGCUUGAUCGAAUCAAAGAAAUUGACUCACCGAAAAUCAACAAAGGAAUCGAGGUUUUUAUCGGAUAUGGUGGAACGGUUUUUGUUGAAAAUAAACAAAAAAAUCGAGAAAAUCAAAAAUAUUAUGAGUCAAAAUCUUUGGGUCAACUACCUGCGAGUGAUUGCUAUGGAUUCAAAGUCACUGAUCGGGGUUGGCGGGUGACAGCCGAUGUUUGGACAGAGCCAUGCUUGGGACAUAAAAGAAGAAAAAGAGAAGUCGUACGCAUCGAAUUGGAUACACCAUUUCAGAAAGGUGGCUCUUUGCGUAAUGUGAUCGUCUCGAAAAGUGGAGACGACUCAAUCGAUUUUCUUCUCGAAUCACUGCGACACUCAUCAACCACAAGGAUUUCAAUUGUUUUUUCAAUUCUUUUCAUUUUCCUCUAUCAACUCUUCCAU
Mesorhabditis belari is the source of this 1605-nucleotide messenger RNA. NCBI's taxonomy places the organism in Eukaryota, Metazoa, Nematoda, Chromadorea, Rhabditida, Rhabditidae. The record is from the annotation of a GenBank genome assembly.